Podarcis lilfordi (Lilford's wall lizard) is the source of this 31281-nucleotide messenger RNA. The record is from the annotation of a GenBank genome assembly. Lineage: Eukaryota; Metazoa; Chordata; Lepidosauria; Squamata; Lacertidae.
AUGGCCCCGCCCCCUCCAUCCUGCAUUGUGGAGGCGCCGCUGUGCGCCCAGGCGAAUUUCCCCCUUUCUGCCAUCGAUUUCUCAAGAAAUCGGUUUGCUUUUGCACUGAUGCGGAGGAGGAAAAGGGGAGAGGAGGGGAAAUGGGCAGCGCUUUGAAGGCUGGAGCGCGUAAAAGGGAGUGAGAAGGAGCUAUGUGACGGCCGCCGCCCCCACACCCAGGGAAAACCUCCAAAAACCAGCCCAGUCUACCUGACUUUCUGCUUGGUCUUUCUUUUUCUCUCUCUCCUCCUUUGGUAAAGGCAGAAAAGUGAGAAAGAGGAUUCGAAAAUGCUGGACACCAUCCAUGCCACGAUCUUGGAGGGCGGGAGGAACGUCUUCCUUACACUUCCCAAGCUCACGACAGAAGGUAAGCUCUGUUUCCCCGCUGGGUUUUUACAGUUCAGCCUCCUGAAUGAACCACAAGGCUAAUAUUCUGCAGUGCAAAUUGCUUUUAUGAAUGACUGUACCUGGGAAAGCAUCUGUUGUUGCAUGCAAGAGAAUCCUAGAUGAUAUAGAUAUAGAUAUAGAUAUAGAUAUAGAUAUAGAUAUAGAUAUACAUAUACAUAUACAUAUACAUAUACAUAUACAUAUACAUAUACAUAUACGACUGGAAAGAAGAAACCAGUGGCAUCCAGCAAGCCAAAAAGGCUAAUAUAAUAGACUUGAAAUUACAUUGCAAACCAAUUUUAGUCUAUGUGAAUAUCUAAUACUUCUUGUUCUUAAAUCUACACAAAAGUUAUCCUAUUGCAACAUCUGGAAAAUGAGAUUCCAAGAAGUCUGUGGAACUCCCUGCCUAUUGAGAUCAAGCAAGGCACAUUCUGUGUACUUUUUUCAGCACCUGCUAAAAACAUUCUUGCCUACCCAGGUGCUUAGAAAGUUGAGGAAAUUUUAAUCCGUUUAACUUUUAGUUAACUUUUUGUUUACUCUCUCUCUCUCUCUGUUUUACAAUUUUGAAUACUCAUUUAAACAUGCUUCUAAAACAUCUUCUGCAUACCAUGAAUCCCUACAUAUAUUAUGUAAACUGAACCAUUCAGUAUUCCAUCAUUGCAUCCAUAAAAACUUAUUUGCACUGUUGAAUUUAUCUUAAUGCUACCAGCGUUUUCAAGUGUACACAAUUCUCCCCCAUAUACUCAAUAGACAUUUUCCAAACUUCUCCAAAUGCAUGUUCUUCUUGUUCUCUUUUUCGAUAUGUUUAGCUGCACAUAUUCCAUCAGAUUAAGUUGCCAUUAUUCUUUAGUUGGGACAUCGCUUUUUUCCAUUUUUGGGCUAACAAAAUGCGGGCCACAGUAGCAGCAUACAUAAAUAACCUUUUUUGACACCUGGGAAUUUCCAUCUGAAUUAUCCCCAACAAAAAGGACUCUGGUUUUUUGGGAGAAAGUACCUUUAAACAUUUUUUUUCAAUUCAUGAUGGAUUAUUUCCCAAUACGCUUUUACCCCUUUACAGUUCCACCAGAUUUAAUCUCCAGAUUCAGUCUCUGGGGGCUGGAAGUGUCUCCUGCCUGAAAGCCUGCAGAACGGCUGCCAGCCAGAGUCUACCCUGUAAAGAGCACUAAGCUAGAUGGACCACUUGUUUGACUCCAUUUAAGGCUAUGCCCUUAUCUUACCUGACUCCCCAUCCCCUUCACAACCUCCAUUUCCCCAUAAUACUUGAGAUCAGCUAGGAAGAUAGGAAGCUGCUUUAUACUGAGUUUGACCACUGACCCAUGUAGCUUAGUAUUGCAUGCACUGACUGGCAGCAGCUCAAUAGGGUUUCAAGGAAGGGAACUCUCCCAGCGCUAGGUGGAGAAGCUGGGGAUUGAACCUGAGACCUUUUGCAUGCUAAACAAACCUGAACAAACUACAAUUCCCAGGAUUCCUUGGGGGAAUUAAUGCACUUUAAAUGAAUGGUGUGUAUGCAGCUUGUGUAUGUAUUAAGCAGGCAUGUUUAUGUGUAGGUCUGGCCCCAUCACUUGGCCCACAUUGGUUUCCAGGUGUCAUCCGACAGCUUGGUGCUGUUCCCCUAUACAUUUUUGCUGUUGUUGUUUAGUCGUUUAGUCAUGUCCGACUCUUCGUGACCCCAUGGACCAGAGCACGCCAGGCACUCCUGUCUUCCACUGCCUCCCGCAGUUUGGUCAAACUCAUGCUGGUAGCUUCGAGAACACUGCCCAACCAUCUCUUCCUCUGUCGUCCCCUUCUCCUUGUGCCCUCCAUCUUUCCCAACAUCAGGGUCUUUUCCAGGGAGUCUUCUCUUCUCACGAGGUGGCUAAAGUAUUGGAGUCUCAGCUUCAGGAUCUGUCCUUCCAGUGAGUACUCAGGGCUGAUUUCCUUCAGAAUGGAUAGGUUUGAUCUUCUUGCAGUCCAUGGGACUCUCAAGAGUCUCCUCCAGCACCAUAAUUCAAAAGCAUCAAUUCUUCGGCGAUCAGCCUUCUUGAUGGUCCAGCUCUCACUUCCAUACAUCACUAUUAGGAAAACCAUAGCUUUUACUAUACGGACCUUUGUUGGCAUGACAUAUAGGGAGUCGGCCCUCGACGUUGAUGCAGUGCCCUGAAUUCAGUUGCCUAUAACAUGGUUUGAGAAAUCUCGGUAAGGGCCUUUUGCAGCACCACAUUUAAAGUAUUCCUCUGCAAAAUUGCCGGCUCCAUUCAAGGCAAGAGAGUUGUUGCGGUAGCUCAGUGUUCCCUUCUGUUGCUGACAUAUCAGUCUAAUAUUAGUUGCAAAAGGGAAGUGGAAUUGGCUUCUUACUGUCUGGAAAAGCGAGGAGCCACUAUAGUAAGGAGUGAUGGGAGUUAUAUCCCAAACAUCCCUUGAGGGCAACACGUUGGCUAUUCCAGAUACAAAUGCCCCGUAGCCUGUGGUUCCUUCCUUCCUUCGCUUUCGCUUUAUGGGACAAGGGUAUUAACACAACACAGGAUAACUGUAUGCGACAACGGCCGUGAGACUUCUGGUAGCACAAGGAUGGAAGCCUGAAGAAACCCCAACUAAAGAAUCAUGGCAAGAAAAAAAUGAUGGACUAUGCAGAACUGGCAAAACUGACAUAUAAGCUACGGGACAAAGAUAACUGUGACUUUAAGGAUGAAUGGGAACCCUUUACAAAGUAUCUGUAGACGCAACAAAGCGAACUGGACUCCUUGGCAGGUUUUGAAUAAACAUUCACAAACUUUUUAUUGAUAAUAAUCAGUUAAAUAGUUUGAGGAUCUAUACAAUUUUGUAACAUGCAGAAAACAGCAUUCUUAGAGAAACCAAAGACUGGAACUGAGGGAAGUCGGGGGGUGGGGUGGGCGUGGGUGGGUUUUGUGUGGGAGGGGGGGAGGGAGGAAAAAUAGGGGAAAAAACAAGGAUGAUAUGUUUUUAAAUAAUAUGUCUUGUUAUAAUUUUGAAUAAAAAAAAGUCUAAAAAGGAUAACUCUGUAUUUCUUUGCAUUUCAGAUAUUCUUGGUAUUUGGGGUACUGUUUCGGAGUUUGUUGAAAAGCAACUUUCCAUGAAUAAGGUGGGAAUUGUUUGUUCCUUUGCUUAAAUGCCUGUUUUGAAAGAUUUGGGCAUUUGUGCAUUCUGGUCAAAGCAGCCAGAGUCCAUGCAGAUAAAUUCUCCUUUUUUGCUGAUGUUUGGUGUGAACAUGCUCACAGAAGGUUAAUCCCUCAUGGAGGCAGUGCUAUUUUCUGGAAAAAUAGGUUUGGGGAAUUACAAUAAGCACCUCCCUUGUUGUCUCAGAAUGGCAAUGGCGGCCACCUGAGAGGUGCCAGAACAGAAGAAAUGGCUUCCAAUCUUGUUGGGUUCAGAAAUGCACUUGAAACCAUGGCUUCAUAUCCUGGCUUGUUUGGAAGCCGCUAACCAUAGUUUCCUGGUUUUCACCUGAUGGGAAGUUAUGGUUAAUACUCAAGCAAAGGGAGGAGCAGAAGGGUUGCAUUUGGGUGUACAAAGCCCAUGCAUAUUGUGAUUUGAUGGUGCAAACUGGGCUUUCAUGCCCAGAACCCUUCCAACAAUCCUAUAAGGUGAGCCCAUCUAGUUCUCAGCGCUAUCUACACUGACUCGCAACAACUCUCAAAGUUGCCAUCUAGAAAUGUCAAGGAUUGAACCAAGAACCUUCUGAAUGCUAAGCAGUUCUCCCAAUCAGCUAAGGUCUUUUUCCAAAUUUGUGGGUGUGGGGUAAAGGUAAAGGGACCCCUGACCAUUAAGCCCAGUUGUGACCGACUCUGGGGUUGCGGCGCUCAUCUCGCUUUAUUGGCCGAGGGAGCUGGUGUACAGCUUCCGGGUCAUGUGGCCAGCAUGUCUAAGCAGCUGCUGGCGAACCAGAGCAGCCACGGAAACACCGUUUACUUUCCCGCCGGAGUGGUACCUAUUUAUCUACUUGCACUUUGACUUGCUUUUGAACUGCUAGGUUGGCAGGAGGUGGGACCGAGCAACGGGAGCUCACCCUGUUGCGGGGAUUCAAACCACCGACCUUCUGCUCGGCAAGUCCUAGGUUCUGUGGUUUAACCCACAGCACCACCCACGUUCCGUGGGUGUGGGGUAUGGCUUGCCUAAUGUUUGAUCCGACCUAAAAUUUGAACUGGUGACUUCAUAGCUCAUGUUCUAAACCAUUACAGUAGUCCAGCUGUGCCUUCUUUUUCCAGGGUGUUUUAAUACCAGGGUUGGGGACGUUCUCCUUCUUGAGACAGAAGCUUGAAGUCGGUAAUAACAAAUACAUCCUCAUACAGCGGCCUGUGUUCCUUCUGUCUGAGAAACUUGCGCAGAUCCAUGGGCUGAAGUUUAACAAAAUACACACUCCCGGUAAGAAAUGGGGUUGUGGUGUGUGCUUUCCUCCAAGCCCGUGUGUGCAGUGUACAUUUUGCGGUGUGCAACCAAGCUAUGCAACCAACAUAACACAUGGUAUUACGGAGCGAAAAUGCAGCAGCGCUGAGGAUGGCAGCAGAGUUAUGGAAAGAAUGGGAAGCAGAAACUAGUUUUUGCCCUAGGAACACAGGACAGUUUUAUUCCAUAGUUCAUGGCUUGAGCCAGGGAAAAGCUGGUUGUGGUGAGCACCUAUUGGCUAGCACUAGUGCCAUCACCAACACAGGUGAGCACAGUACCCAGAACAGUUUUACAAUUAGAUUUUUGUUAUGGGGAGGGGAGAGUAGAGUGAAGGGUCAGCGUAUGCCAGUGGUGAUUGGCGCCAGGGGCAAAAGUGGAGAUGGGAAGAGGUAUAACCUUUGUACAGUAGGCUGCAAAAAUAUUGGGCUUCAUGUUUCAGGUAAGGAAGAUGUACCACCAUUGCGGUUCAGGGACACAUUCCAGCAAGGGAAAAGUACUUCAGGAAGGUGUGGGGCAAGGCCAGUGAGAGGUGUGGCCUGUGAAGGGGGCAUGGCCUAUGAAUCAAAAGGGCCAGGUGGAGAGGCCUGGAGGCCACGCCUCUCUUCUCCACCAACGGUCCAAGAUGAGGGAGAAAAAAAGUUUCCUACUGGGAGAAAUGUAUGAACAAGCUAUUAGUGUUCUAACAUUUUACUCAUAAGAUGCAUUGCAGAGUUAGGGAUUCAAAUGUGGCCCUUCAGGCCUUUCUCUUUGGCCCUCAGAACUAUCCCCAGGCCCCACACUCUCCUCACUGGCCCUUGUUUCACACUUUGAGUGUACAGUGCCUCUCACUUGUCUGAACGGAGGAAAGAGAGGUAUAUAUAAAAAACUAGCCUCUUGUACAAAGGUAAAAUUUACAUUUGUUGCUCCGCCUACUUUUGCCCCUCGCCCCGCCCACCACUGGCAAAUGCCCCUUGGGAUGGACAUAGUCUUGCUUCCUGUUCAGAUGAUUUCUCUCUUCACCGAUUCUUUUCCUGCUGCCCUCCCCUAGGUGAUAUCCCAAUUGUUCCGCUAAAUUUCAUAGUGUUAUCCCUGGAGGGUCCUUUCAACAGGGAGACCGUGGAAGGAUGUGUCCGAGAGACGCUGCUGUCCUUCUCGCGCUCCAUCGCCACCAAGCAGACGGUCGAGUUCACCUUCAAAGGGAUCGGUGUGCUGGUGAUCCGGGACAACAGGGUGAAAAUGAAGUUUUACAAAGACUUCCUUCGUGCCAUGGAUGGGAGUGGGAAUCUCCUGAAGGCGCUUACAAACGUACGUUGCUCAUCGUUUCCUUCUGGGCCUGGAUAUCAUUCCGGUCUGAUAUUUCACCUGUCGUAAUAAUAAAUAAUUAUUGCAUUUGAGGCAGUUUCAUUGUUUAGAGUGUGGUGCUGAUAGCACAAGGAGGACACGAGUGGCACUGUGGUCUAAACCACUGAGCCCCUUGGGCUUGCCGAUCGGAAGGUUGGUGGUUCGAAACCCCACAAUGGAGUGAGCUCCCAUUGCUCUGCCCCAGCUCCUGCCAACCUAGAAGUUCAAAAGCACACCAGUACAAGUAGAUAAAUAGGUACAACUGUGGCAGGAAGGUAAACAGUGUUUCCGUGUGCUCUGGUUUCCGUCACGGUGUUCCGUUGCGCCAGAAGCGGUUUAGUCAUGCCAUCCACAUGACCCGGAAAGCUGUCUGUGAACAAACACUGGCUCCCUCAGCCCGAAAGUGAGAUGAGCACUGCAACCCCAUAGUUGCUUUUGACUGGACUUAACCCUCCAGGGGUCCUUUACCUGCUGAUAAUGCCAAGGUUGCAGGUUCAAUCCCCAUAUGGGACAGCUGCAUAUUCCUGGACUAGAUGAUCCAGAGGGUCUCUUCCAACUCUGUUUCUAUGAUUCUUGUAUGAUUUGUAUUGUUGAUGCAACAAUAAGUACAUUAGUUGGAUGUAUGUAUAAAGGCAAAGGACCCCUGGACAAUUAAGUCCAGUCAAAGGCGACUAUGAGGUUGCGGCGUUCAUCUUGCUUUCAGGCUGAGGGAGCCGGUGUUUGUCCACAGACAGCUUUCUGGGUCAUGUGGCCAUCAUGACUUAAACAAUGGGACACCGUGAUGGAAACCAGAGCGCAUGGAAACACUGUUCACCUUCCUGCCGGAACGGUACCUAUUUAUUUACUUGCACUGGUGUGCUUUCAAACUGCUAGGUGGGCAGGAGCAGGGACAGAGUAAUGGGGGCUUACUCCAUUGCAGGGAUUCGAACCACUGACCUUCUGAUCGGCAAGCCCAAGAGGCUCAGUGAUUUAGACCACAGCGCCACCUGCUCCUCCUAAGAACAUAAAGAGAGCCUGCUGGCUCAGGCCAAUGGCCCAUCUAGUCCAGCAUCCUGUUCUCACAGUGGCCAACCCUGGGUAAUCUGCAAGCAGGAUUCGAGCACCAGAGCCCUCUUCCCACUUGUGGUUUCCAGCAGCUGUGCUGCCUCCAACUGUGGAAGCACAGCUAUCAGGGCUAGGAGCCAUAGAUAACCCUCCCUCCAUGAAUUUGUCUAAUCCUCCUCGAAAGCUGUUCAAUUUGGUGGCCUUCACCACCUUCUGUGAGAUCAGGUUCCAUAGUUUAAAGAUGUGCUGCUCAUGGUUCCUUCAAGAGUGGAUGACUGCAAUGUGCUCUACAUGGGGCUUCCCUUCCACUUGAUCCAGAAGCUACAGACAGGGCAGGAUGCUGCAGCAGAAUUGCUAGUAGGAACGAGGCCUUGCCAGCAUAGGACACCUGUGCUCAGAGGUCUACACUGGUUGCCAGUUUGCCACCAAGCCAAAUUCAAGGUGGUGUUAUUAGUAUACAAAGCCCUUAACAACUUGGGACCAGUUUACUUGCAAGAUCAUCUUGCCCCAAAUGUGCUCACCUGAGUGCUUUGAUCUGCGGAACUGGCCCUGCUACAGGUACCACACAAUACCUGUUCCACAUUUGUACGAAAUCGAUCUUUUAGUGUAGCAGCACCUAGACUUCAGAACUCCCUGCCUAUUUUCCAGCACCCGCUAAAACCAUUUUUGUUUAGACAAGGUUACCCAGAUGAGCCGAAUGUUGAUGUGCGUUCAAACCUGUUUUUAGUUUUGCCGAUUUAAUUUUCAAAAAGGUUUUAAAUAGUUGCUUUCUGCUCUUUUACCGACAGUCGUAUUGUUUUAUUCUCUUUGUAAUCCGCUUUGAGUUAACUUGUUUUUCUUUUACAGUCAAGCAGUGUAUAAAAAUAUAUAUAUGAACCACCACCCCUUUUUUCAUUAUAGAGGCCAGGCACAGGGGACUCAGUGUUGUCAGCCAAAGAAACCGCUCUUCCACAUUCAUGCACCGGUAACGUGGUUUUGUUUCCAAGGUGGGUAGGCUCACCUGAUCUGCACAUAGAUUUCACCUGUCUCUCUCCUAAGGUGACUGCGAAACAGUUUUGAUCUUUUUGAGAUGGGAUGGAAAUUGCAAGUAGUUCAAAACACGGUUGCUCCCAGACUACUAGAUGGUCUGGCUUCUGGGGAAGAGUGUCUGCAAGCCACGAUGGCUGUGUUCUGCCUCUGCCAUCAGAAAUGUUAUUCCUCCGAAUACCAGUUUUCUGAGAAUUGCAGUUGAAUAACUGUUGGGUGAAGGGACACGGGUGGCGCUGUGGAUUAAACCACAGAGCCUAGGACUUGCCGAUCAGAAGGUCGGUGGUUCGAAUCCCCGUGAUGGGGUGAGCUCCCGUUGCUUGGUCCCUGCUCCUGCCAACCUAGCAGUUCGAAAGCCCGUCAAAGUGCAAGUAGAUAAAUAGGUACUACUCCGGCGGGAAGGUAAAUGGCGUUUCCGUGUGCUGCUCUGGUUUGCCAGAAGCGGCUUAGUCAUACUGGCCAUAUGACCCGGAAGCUGUACGCCGGCUCCCUCGGCCAAUAAAGCGAGAUGAGCACCGCAACCCCAGAGUCAGCCACGACUGGACCUAAUGGUCAGGGGUCCCUUUACCCUUUACUUAACUGUUGGGUGGAUAAUGAUUACAAGCCCCUCCGACUGUCUCGGGCUGUAUCAUUUUACUUUUCAAUUAGAGUAGAUUUGACGAAUGACGAACAGAUGCAAACAUAGAAUAGGAGCCAAAAUAAAUAAACCACAGGUACGUGAAUGCAAGGGAGGCAGUGACUAGAACUAUUUAUAACAUAGCAUGAAUGGUUAAAACUGGAGAAUCGGUGCAGCCAUAAAAUUGCUAGCACAUUUGCAAAGCUAAGCAGGGUCUGGUAUGGUUUCAAAUUGGACGGGGGUCUUAAGAUUCCUACAUUGAAGAGGGUUGGACUAGAUGACCGCUGGGUCCCUUUCCACUCUACAGUUCCAUUAUUCCAAUCUGCGUCUUCCUUCUGUGUUACUAAGUUUCUCUCCCUGUCCGCUACCCUAACCCUCUUACUUAGUUCCACAUACAUUGCUAAACUAUUGGACCAUCUAGCUCAAUAUUGUCUACUCUGGCUGCCAGCAGCUCUCCAGAGUCUCAGGUGAGGGCUCCAGACCUGUUGCUUGAGAUCCUUAUAACUCUGUCCCCAUCAGCCUUAGCCCAUCUCUUUGUAUCAGGGAUGCUUCCAGGUUUGAGGUGGCGCUUGGCAAAGGGCCCUCUGGUGGGUGCCACCACUUUAAAUCUCACCCAGAGGUGAUGGACUCUCCUUUCUUGGAGGCCUCUAAGCAGAUCACCUGAUGGGGAGUCUUUCGUUGCUGUUCCUGCUUUGCAGGGGUUUGGACUAGAAGGUCUCUUGGGUCCCUUCCAGCUCUGCAAGUCCAUGAUAAAUUCCCCACAAUUCAACUUCCCCUUUUGGGUGUGUGGAAGAGGGAACCCAAAGCUAUUUGUUUUGAUUGAUUUCCCCCAUCUCCACUCUCACAGCCACCGUAGGGUUGAGAUGGGAACCAUCCCCGAAGAAGGUGAGAAGACCAGGAAGGAAAAGGAGCAGGCAGAGAAAGAAAACAGCAAAAAAGGUGGGGCAAGAGCUUUUUGCUUUCGCAAGCCAUUUUAUUUUCAUUUAUUUCCUGAUGUAAGGAAAUAUUUCCUGAUAUAAAGACUGAUACGUCUUUACAGUGCCUGUCUUCCUGCACCACACUAGGACAUGUCCAAAAUUGUCCUGGAAACAGGCUGCGUAGCAUAUCUCAGACAUGACCUCAAGCAGAGAUGGAAAAGCUCUGGAAAUUUUGACAUCUUGCAGGGCCGUGGGGAGACGACACCAUUCCCCUCUAUUUAUUUAUUUGUUCAGGAAUAUUUACACCCCGCCUACUAACCAAAGUUUCUAAGGCAGCUUGCAAAAAUAAUUUACAGCCGUAGUCACUACAGAAUGGCAAAGAUAUGUCUCUGUCCCACCUCCUCCCCUUGUUGUCAGGUGCUCCAACAAAUGUUGUUCUGCAACUGAAUCUCCUCCCUUGUUGAUAGAGAAAAUAUUUCCCCCUUAGGUUUUUUCCUCUCCUUCAAAUUUUAUUUACCAGUAAGCAAGAUAAACUGAAGAGCUUACAGGACUUGGUUGGUUUUUAAAUGGGACAUUUGCGGGGAAAGUAAAACUACACACAUUUGCUUGUCGUAUGUGUGUGCGUGUUUGCAUUUUUCAUCCAUGGUUGAGUAGGGUUUUCACAUGAUUGCGAUAGAAUGGUGCAGUCGCUUAAUCUCCGCCCCCCCCCCAUUUGCACUUUUCACAGCUAAUUUUUCACGAGCUGCUUCUGUUCAGUCUGUGGAAUUCUUACGCAACCUUCUGCUUCUCUCCUUCCUGUAGAAAAUCUCUCGCCCAAGCGCCUUCUGUCUCGCCAGCUGAUUUCUCCAGCCAAAGUCUCAGGGAUCUGUUUGACCGAAGAGUAUGAGAAGAACUUGAAGCCCAAGCUGCCUCCGCAAAGGUAAGAUCUUGAUUCUGAAGGCAGCAGGGAGGUUUCUCACUCUCUGGUCCUGUGAAGAUAAGAAGCUGCCUAGGAUGGACUCAGACCACUUGUCAAUCUAGCCCAGUGGCUUGCUCUGAUUGGUUGCGUCUCUCUAGGGUCCCAGGCUUUAGAGAGAAAGGCUUUGGGGAAAACAACUAGGACAUGUUGGCCAUAUGGGUCCAGGUCAUCAGUUCUUGCUUUUCCACCUCCCCACCUGUCUUCUGUCUUCUUUGGCGAUCACUCGUAGCCGAGUAAGAUUGUCUUCCAUAAACACGGUUUUAACAAUGAGUCUGUAGGUGACUGUGGAGGCCAGUUCUGGAUCCACACUUCCUUCCACAGUGGGGACAUAGGUUUCCAGGUGGAAGUUGAUCAUGGUGAGAGUUUGCCAAACGUGCCUUCCUCUUAGCACGUUUCUCCCUUGUGUCUUGAGUUCAAGCAUCUUCAAAGCCCAUGACACCUUUGGUAAAGGCUGUUCUCCGAUUGGAGCGCUCGCAGGCCAGUCUUUCCCAGUUGUCAGUGUUUAUACCACAUUUUUAAAGAUUUGCCUUGAGAGAGUCUUUGAACCUCUUUUGUUGACCACCAGCAUUACGCUUACCAUUGUUCAGAAUAGAGGACAGUGGUACCUCGGGGAACAGACACUUCAGGUUACAGACUCCGCUAACCCAGAAAUAGUACCGCGGGUUAAGAACUUUACUUCAGGAUGAGAACAGAAAUCGUGUGGUGGCAGCGGGAGGCCCCAUUAGCUAAAGUGGUACCUCAGGUUAAGAACAGUUUCAGGUUAAGAACGGACCUCCAGAAUGAAUUAAGUUCUUAACCCGAGGUACCACUGUAGUUGCUUUGGAAGACGAUAAUCAGGCAUCCACACAACAUGACCAACUCAACAAAGUUGAUGUUGAAGUGUAAUUGCUUCAACACUGGUGAUCUUCACUUCUUCCAGUACACUGGCAUUAGUUCGCCUGUCUUCCCAAGUGAUGUGUAAUUUUUUUUGGAAACACUGUUGAUGGAAUCCCUGCCUGUCUCACAACUGCCACAGCUGUGUCCCCUCCAGAUGUUGUUGAACUACAGCUCCAUCUCCAGGGACCCAUGGCCUUCCUGGCUGGCACUGAUGGGAGUUGUAGCCCAAAAUACCUGGAGAGCAACAGGUGGGGAAAGCCUGCUCUAAGAUUUAAACAUUCAGGGUGGUCUGUGAAUGCUUUCAUCCAUCUUAUUUCCCCGCUGAGACGUGUGGCUGGAAUUGUCCCAUCUCAUUUCCCUGUGUACUUUAAAUACAAGAAUCUUCAGGGUCAAGAGGUGUUUGUUUGGUUUUCUGUCUGAGAUAGUGGCCCAGCUCAAACGGACAGUGUGGUCAAAUGUUUUGCCCUUGCCCUCUUCCUCUCCCUGCCAUGCACAAAUAUGCAUGUUGCAAUACUUUUUUAAGAAGAAUGGCAAUGGAGUCUGUGGGAUCUCUAGCAAUUUUAAUAUAGAAUUGAGUCAGAACGUUGGGCUCAUAGCAAUCUGCCUCCAGAACCGGGAUUUGGUGGCAAAGUUUGAACUCGAAUGGGUUCUUAAACCCUGCAACGCCCACUGGUUCUCCCCUGCAAAUCUGCCCCUUUUAUAUUGCUGGGCCCAUUUAUGAUUCUGCAACUUGGUUGCUUUUUGUUUAAGCUGCCAGGGUCUCAUUUGCAGGAGGGAAUUGAGAGAUGCCGAAAGGGUUAAGCAGCUGCCUCCUGCCCAGUGAUUUCAGCCUACAAGUGCUUCUCUUCCCCCCUCAUCAGUCUCCAAAAUACAGAAAUGCAAGGUUGGAGCUCCAUUUGCACUCCUGUCUAAUUUGGCCCGCAGGAAUUCAGUCUAGUGCUAUUGUUGAUUCAGACAAGGAGUUUGCAUCUUCACAAAGUCACAAAAACCUUCCUUAUUGUGCAAGAGGUUCUGUGGGGUGCAGGUCACCCUCUCAACGUAAAGAGUCUGCUUUGGUUUUCUCCUGACCAUUGCUCUUCCCUCCCCAUAUGCUCUCUGCAGCAGCUAUUGUGCAGCUGAACAACAAAGUAUAAUUGAAGAGACUCAGGAUUCUCUUUCUCAAUCGGGGGCAAAUUCUAUCCUUCCUCUUGAUGACAAGACACUGUUUGGUUUCGACAAGGUCAAAGUCCUCGGCGCUGAAAGGCUUUUUAAAUGUUUUAAGGGCUCGUCUGAGGCGUUGUGUGAGAGGCCAACAGGUGCUCUCUGAAGCCACUGAAAAAUGGAUUUGCCAGCAAUUAAAGAUGUAGGAGAACUUUUGUCCUUAACUGGAAGAGAUCCUUUGUUCAGGGCUGAGGGAAAUCGGAGGAGAUAAACCAGAGACCUCUUCCAUUAUUUGUGGGUUAACAUGGAGGCAUCUUCUUCGCAAGGGAAGCUGAUUAUAAUGUUGCACACAACAGACGGCACCAAAGAUGAGGAGGCCGAUAGAAUUUCAACUUGCCCUCUUUGCAUUCUGUUUAUUUAGAUAAUGGCGUUCAGCACACCUGCUGCUUUGAUCCUACCCUUCUCUUCUGGGGAAGGAGGUCUUAGGUAUAGACUGCCCUUAAAAGGACUGGGCAGUGCCAAUGCUGGUGGUUCUGUUAGGAUUCUUGCUCCGUGUUUGCAGUCAUGGGAUUGUUGUCUAUCACAUGAUGGUGUAUGUUUUCAUUCCACAGUGUGGGAAGUGACGGAGACAGGAUGUUUUGUGUUACUGUGUUCUGGAAAGUGGGACUAUUGUCCUUUGUUCUUUUUCUCUUUGCUGUCUAACGAGAAAGAGGAAGGAGCUAAGUCAGAAUGCUCCGAGUGUAUUAUAUGUAAAUAAAAGUAGAUUAGCCAAAAUGCUGUGCUGCUGAGUUCUGCUAUGCAAACUGCAAAUACUGCAGGAUCCCUAAGCAUGCUAAUGCCUUUUGGUAUCAGUCGCUGUGAUGUUCGGGCUGGAGAAAGCUUUUGAAGCUCCCGAACGACCGACCAGGAGGGAGAGAACAUGCCAGUCAGGCAUGUUUCUCUGUCAGGGUCCUACACGAGUGUAGGGAGCUUCAAAAGCUUUCUUCUGCCCGAACAUCACAGCGACCGAUGCCAACAGACAUCGGCACACUUAGGGAUCUGCAGAGUCUUCGCAGCUUGCAUAACAGACCUCAGCAACUCAGCAUUUUGGCUAAUCUACUUUAUUUACAUAUAAACACACACGGAGCACUGCAACAUGGCUCCCUCUCUCUCUAGCAUCAGACAGCAAAGAGAAAGGACAAAGGACAAUAGUCCCGCUUAACAGAAGACAGUAACACAAACAUCCUGUCUCCAUCACUUCCCACUCUGUGGAGUCAAAACACACCACAUCAUGUGAUAGACAACAAUCCUAUGACUUCAAUCAUGGAGCAGGAAUUCUAACAGAUCCCUCUAAGGAUGGUGAGGACAGCGGUGUUAGCGCAAUGGAAGCCCAAAUCCUUACUCAAGGCUCCAGAGUUUGCUAGGGAUUGAGCAACAUUCAGGUUAAGCUCGUCCAACUUCCGAUCCCACUGUCAAGGCGGAAGUUGGGAAAGACACUCUCGCCUUCUCCAGAGACACAGUCUCAUGUUUGGCAUGCAUAAAACUCCUGCUGGCCAUGUUUUUGUGUUCUCCAGGCAAGGACCGACAACAACGCCCGCUCCCGAAGCCCCGAAGACAGAGCAAGAAGCCAGCCCUGCCAAAAUUCCUGCCCUCAGACCCCGGACUCCAUCCCCAAUUUGUCAAGAUCAUGGUAGGGCAGGCCAGGUAUAAUACGUAGCUUUUCCUCCUUUUUUGUCUAUAUCUGUGCAGGGCCAAAUAGGCAUGGCCUUUGGUAGGGGACGGAAGUCGGCAGCUGGCAGCCCGCGACCCAUAUUUGGCCCAUUGCUUACACACACACACACACACACACACACACACACUGGCAUAGGAAUUAUAGUCCUGCAAAAUAUGGAGGUCCAUAGAUUAGCCACGCCUGCAGUCUGAGGACCCUUUCUUACCUAGGCCACUUCUUUUACCUUUAUGGCAAUGCUCUAGUCAUUGCACCUACUUGAAAAGAGCCUUUUUACACAAGCAAGGAGUAGAUCUGUGUUUAAAUGCUGAACAAACAAUAGCUUUUGCCGGUGUAAACACCACCAAGAAUUUCUGAGCUGGAGCAAAAUUUGUGCUUGUUUUUCCUAGAUAGAUUUGGGAGGGCGGGAUGUCGGGGAUGCAAUCCUGUUUUGUCCUAGUUCCUAACAUCUCUGGUGGUGCUUUGGUGGGGGCAUGAGCGGUGGUGUGCACGCUUGUGUACAAAGCACGUGCAGGGCAAAAGAACCCACCUCGGCGCUUUUGUACCUACUGGGGAAGUAUGGAUUUAGCAAAGUUGUGGCUGAGAAGUGUUCUAGCCCUGUAUUUCCAAAACUACUGCCACAGGGUGCACGUUUUGAAUACGAUUGUGUGCAUCCUUUGGCAACUCAAACACUAAUGCAUUUCUUGUGGCAUGCACUUUUUACCUCAAAAACGACUGGACUAGACCACUGCAAUGUGUUAAACAUGGGGUUGUCUUUGAAGGCCUCUUGUGGCCCCUAGAAGUCUGCCCAGAAAGAAAAUGCAGCUCUCAGGCUGUAAAGGUUUCCCUGUAGCUGUUCCAGUGCUAGUAAUAGCCCAACAACACUCCUCCACAACCCUGUAUUUCAUUAUUUGGGCGGUUUACUGUGAUGGAAAUAUAAUAAUUAAGCAUUUGCAGCCCUCUAAUGUUACCCUCAAAUCUGCCACCAGAGACACCCUACUCUCCAUAAUGGGCAAGGUGCAGUUGUGCCAAGUCAAGUUUUAUCUACUGAAAGCCACUAGCCUUUAUAAAUUUUCAUUUUUGAAACUCUUUUUCUGCCUGCAUUUCUGAGGAACUCAAGUCAGAGGGAAGUUUGGAGCUGAUGUGCUAUUACAAUGUAUUGGUGACUAACUUGUGUUAAUUCUUUGGUACCCUGAGGCAAAGAUAACAGCCUUAGGUUUUUAAAGCAGAGGUUUUCAACCUUUUUGGGUCCAUGGCUCCCUUGACCAAUGACAUUCUUUCUGCGGCACCCCUGUGGGGCUCAGGAGCCCAGUUGUGUCACCUCUUGCCUGCAGAGCUGGCAGCCCCUCACCCCUUUUCGGACAUCCUUGCUUAUGGAGUGUUCCCUCAGCCUCCUCUCCCCUCUCCUUGGGAGUCCUCUGGGCAGCCACAGCUGACACCUCUGGUCUCUGAACUGCCCCCCCCACCUGCCCCAAAGAGAGGUGCCUUUUCACACUGCCCCACAGGGGCCUGGGAAGCACCCCCUGGCCAGCCCCAGAGGCACCAUUUGCCUGGAGAGCUUGUAGCCAGGGCUGCUGCUGCUGCAACAAAUAGUUGUGCAAGCCUUUGGGUGGCAGAGACACAAGAGGGCAUCAGAGGAAGGGAGGGAAGGAAAGAGGAACAGAGGCCAGGGUUGCCCAUGGCAACCCUGACCCUCAUUCAAGGCACCCCAGGGUGCCAUGGCACAUGUCGGAGCCAGCCGUUACAAAUGGCGCAGUUUAGCAUAAAAUAAAGACACAGAGAGCCAGCAAUAUUUUCAGGAUGGUAUGAGCAGCUCCUUUCGAACUUCUCUCUCCUCCCGUAGCUUUUUUAUUAUCCUUUGUUCUCUCUCCAGCCGCAUGGCCGUUUGCCAAUGUCUCACGUUACCUCAUCUGGUCAAGGCUUUUAUUGCCCCCAUCACCAUAUAGGGUCAUCACUGCCCAGAGGAAACACAACUCCAUUUAAGGUCAAUACAUUCCAAUACAUUGUAAAGCUCAGAGUACUGGUCAGCCGAGGUCAGGGGGCACCCUGCAAUAUUACAAGCCUUUGCCGUGGCUUUAUUACUCCCACAGGCACACUAGUUGAAAACCACAGGUUUAAGGAUAUUUAGCCCCUUCAGAGAAUAGGUAAACGAUCUUCCUGUUUUCAUUGUUUAAAAGGACUCAUAGUUAAAGCUGACCACAGUUUGCUGGUUUGAUCAACACACUAAACUGCGGUUAAUGGAAACCGGAAGCAAAAGCUUCUAAACUCCUUUUCCACAGCCACACUGGAGGAGGAGGAGGGGGGAAAGGAGAAAGUGAGAGCCCAAGGCUUGCUGCGGCUUAUUCGCAUCAUGCCAAAUUAUGGUUUAGUACUUUGUCUGAACAGUGGAGUCGGCAAGCUAAAAGGGGCAAAAUCAAUCCUUCAAAUCAAUAAUGCCUCUGUGGCUUGUACUAUAUGCAUUCCCAGGAAAUGUGCUACUUGUGCAUGCAGCGUGCUCAGAGGAGCAUCCCUUUGUACUUGGGUGAAGAGAAGAGGAAGAAAGAGAAGGAAGAAGACAGGAUAUUGGCACAGUAUCAGGCCCUAAAGGAUCACGAAGCCUUUCAGAGGCAGCUGGUAAGGCGGCACAAGAAUAAAAACAACACCCUUUUCUUCUUCGUCUAAUUUAAAAAAAGUGCAGAUCUUUUGAACAAGAAAAGGGAUGCUUCUACUGAGGAUGGAUUCACACAUGCAGAAAUGCCUGUAUUAAGAGGAAAUUGGGCAUGAAAAUGCAAAAAUUAGUGACAGUAUAUGAAAAUGCAUUGUAUUAGGGGGAAUGGCUUGCAGAAAUGUGCAUAUUUGUCAAAACCGCAAGCACACCUGUUUGCUGUAGGAGAAGACCCCUCUAAGAUGCUGGUGAAUUUUCAUGAAAAUUAAAAGUUGCCAGUUGUUGUGGAAAUGUGGAGAAAUGAAUUUAACAUUGGGAAAAUGAGAAACCGGCAGAUUUGUUUGUUCAUGGUCUCUGAAUAAGGUAGCCUCUUAUGUUCACUGCUACCAGUGUGUAGAGGUUGCUUGUUUGAGAACAUCUCCUGGGUUAAAGUCUCCAUGCAGGUGCAAAGCUAAUAUAUCUAGGGGAAGAAUUAGACUGAGAGAGUAAGAGAAAGUGUUGUGUUGCGUUGCCUUUCUUGUUUGUUGGGGCUUUCUCACACCUUUUUGUCAUGUUUGUUUGUAAGUCACUUUGGGUUCCCUUGGGGAAGAAAAAGCGACUAACAAAUUAAUAAAUAAAAAUAGCAAUGAAGAUAAUGAUAAUAAUAAUAAUAAUAAUAAUAAUAAUAAUAAUAAUAAUUUAUUUAUACUCCGCCCAUCUGACUGGGUCUCCCCAGCCACUCUGGGCGGCUUCCAACUAAAUAUCAAAAACAAUACAGCAUCAGACGUUAAAAACUUCCCUAAACAGGGCUGUCUUCAGGUGUCUUUUAAAAGUAAAAUACCGUAUUUUUCGUCCCAUAGGGUGCACCUAGUUUUUUUGCGGGGGAGAAAUAAAGAAUUUUUUUUUUAUUUCCCCCCCCCCAGGUGCGGGGCUUGGGCGGGGGAAGCCCGAGCUUCCCCCGACCCCAGCCCCCAGAACAGGCUGCUAUCCGCAAGCCUAGGGAGCCAGGCGGGAAGUCGCGCUGGGCUCCCAAGGGUUGUGGAGAGCUGCCCGAAGCCCGGGGCACGCUCUGCUGUGCUUGCCAGGUUUCGGGCUGUAGGCUGCUGUCCGCAAGCCUUGGGAGCCCGGCGGCAACUCCCGUGGGCUCCCAAGGCUUGCGGAUAGCUUCCUGAAGCCUGGACAGUGCGUGGGGGCGGUGCGCACCGACCCCUCUCACUCUCCAGGCUUCAGCGAAAGCCUGCAUUCGCCCCAUAGGGCGCACACACAUUUCCCCUUCAUUUUUUGGGGGGGAAAAGUGCGUCCUAUAGGGCGAAAAAUACGGUAGUUGUUUAUUGCCUAGACAUCUGUUGGGAGGGCGUUCCACAGGGCAGGCGCCACUACCGAGAAGGCCCUCUGCCUGGUUCCCUGUAACCUCACUUCUCGCAGCGAGGGAACCGCCAGAAGGCCCUCGGUGCUGUAUCUCAGUGUCCAGGCUGGAUGAUGGGGGUGGAGACGCUCCUUCAGGUAUACAGGACCCUGCUCUGUCGCCCUUCGCCUCAAAUGCAUCUAUUAGAAUGCUGAGAGGGAGAGAUUGCAUUGCACGUUUAAGGCAAAGCAUUAUUGUAAGCUGUUGGUUUCUCACCCCCUUUUAUUCUGCCCUCCCCUUUCACUUUGAAUUCACCUCCGGCAAAUCUCCUCCACCACAGAUGCGAGCGAUGACAAAUCGAGAAGAGAACCAGAGAAUUGCGGCUUUUAACCUCGGGGUUGCCGAAGCCACCAGGAACCACAAGAACGAUAAACCUUCGGACAGCUACGUGAGUUCAUGCCCUCUGCGAUAGCCCUGGCAUCUCUGGUCAAAGCGGGUUCAUCUUUUUCCACUCAAGACAGGGAGGUGCUCUGAAAUAGCUCAGUACUUAUUUAUUUUCUCCGAAUACCAGGGUAAUACCAGGGCAGGGUGCGAUAAUAUAAAUGAAAACAAUCCAUGAAAACAUUCAUAAAACAGUGGUACCUUGGUUCUCAAACUUAAUCCCUUUCCGGAAGUCUGUUCCAAAACCAAAGGGUUCCAAAACCAAGGUGCGCUUACCCAUAGAAAGUCACGCAAAACAGUUUAAUCCAUUCCAGACUUUUGAAAACAACCGCUAAAACAGCAAUUUAACAUGAAUUUUACUAUCUAACAAGACUAUUGAGCUAUAAAAUGAAAGCAAUAAUCAAUGUACUGUACUAUAAAAUAAAUAAGACAGUAUUGUAGAUGAUAAAAACAAACAAACCUUACCUGCACUGAUGAUAGUCAUUGUUUGGAUGGGGGACCUUUAUCCAUUUCCACAGCCACACAAUCAAUCAAUCAAUCAGUCAGUCAGUCAGUCACUGAACUGGGUUCCACACAGUCACAAAAACAAAUUAACCGAAAAAGCCUUAAAAACAAAAAUACAAAAAAUAGCAAAAACAAAAGCGCCAAACUUAAUCCAUUCCGGAAAUCCAUUUGACUUCUGAAAUGUUCAAAAACCAAGCCGCAGCUUCUGAUUGGUGCAGGUGCCCCAGAAACAAUAGCCGACAUCCGCAUCAGACGUUCAGCUUCCAAAAAACGUUUGAAAACCGGAACACUUACUUCCGUGUUUUUGGCGUUUGAGAAUCGGCGUUUGAGAACCAAGGUACCACUGUAGUGUUCAGAAUCUGGCCAGUCCCUCAACCUUAGCAAUAGCAGAAGGUUCCACCCCCCCCCCCCACACCAGGACUGUACUCUGGGUUUACCGCUAAUGUCAUUGAUUUAUUCAUUACAUCAAUAGUCCAGCUUUCCUCCAAGGAGCUCAAGGUGCCACACUUGGUCCUUGCUCUCUUCACAACAACCCUGUGAGAUAGGCAAGGCCAGAAGAUGGUGACUGUCCCAAAGCCACCCAGUGGUGCAUCGUGGCGCACGGGGGAUUUGAACCCCAGUCUCCCAGGUCCUGCUUUAACCUCUAACUGCUAUACUGCACUGAAUCAUAGAAUCAUAGAAUCAUAGAGUUGGAAGAGACCACAAGGGCCAUCGAGUCCAACCCCCUGCCAAGCAGGAAACACCAUCAGAGCACUCCUGACAUAUGGUUGUCAAGCCUCUGCUUAAAGACCUCCAAAGAAGGAGACUCCACCACACUCCUUGGCAGCAAAUUCCACUGUCGAACAGCUCUUACUGUCAGGAAGUUCUUCCUAAUGUUUAGGUGGAAUCUUCUUUCUUGUAGUUUGGAUCCAUUGCUCCGUGUCCGCUUCUCUGGAGCAGCAGAAAACAACCUUUCUCCCUCCUCUAGGUGACAUCCUUUUAUAUAUUUGAACAUGGCUAUCAUAUCACCCCUUAACCUCCUCUUCUCCAGGCUAAACAUGCCCAGCUCCCUUAGCCGUUCCUCAUAAGGCAUCGUUUCCAGGCCUUUGACCAUUCUGGUUGCCCUCCUCUGGACACAUUCCAGUUUGUCAGUGUCCUUCUUGAACUGUGGUGCCCAGAACUGUACACAGUACUCCAGGUGAGGUCUGACCAGAGCAGAAUACAGUGGCACUAUUACUUCCCUUGAUCUAGAUGCUAUACUCCUAUUGAUGCAGCCCAGAAUUGCAUGGUUCUCAUCUCUUUGGGGGUUUUCAACAGGUGUGAUUUUGUCAUGGGGAAGAGACAUUUCAGGCCGUGGCUAGAGGCAAGAGCGUAUGCUUUGCAUGCAGGAGGGCCUGGGUUCAACCCAGGCAUCUCCAGUGGGACUAGAGAGCUGCUGCCAGUCCAUGUUGGCAAUGCUGAGCUACAAUGACCUGAUGGCCUGGCUCAGUCUAAGGCAGCUCCCUGUGUUUCUGUGGUGGUUGGGAAUUCCCUCAAUGCACAAGAUUAGAUGAGGUCUUCUCAACCGACGGGUGCCUCUCUCCUGAACAGAAAUCGUACAUCUUUGAGAAGAGACCAACCAGUGCCACCAUUCAGCAAAAGCAAGAGGUGUACGCACAACAGCUGGGGAAGCAAGUGGACGACAAGAUGGCCAGAGAGUUGAAGCUGAGGCAGGAUCAGGACCUCAUUGACCGCCUGGAGCAAGUGCAGCUGGCAGAAGAGUAAGUCUUCUGGGACGAGUUGUCCCUGUAGGCCAGGGUUUCCCAAACUUGGGUCGCCAGGGACUCAGCUGUUGUUGUUGUCAUUUAGUCGCGUCCGACUCUUCGUGACCCCAUGGACCAGAGCACGCCAGGCACUCCUGUCUUCCACUGCCUCCCACAGUUUGGUCAAACUCAUGCUGAUAGCUUCGAGAACACUGUCCAACCAUCUCGGCCUCUGUCGUCCCCUUCUCCUUGUGCCCUCCAUAUUUCCCCACAUCAGGGUCUUUUCCAGGGAGUCUUCUCUUCUCACAAGGUGGCCAAAGUAUUGGAGCCUCAGCUUCAGGAUCUGUCCUUCCAGUGAGCACUCAGGGUUGAUUUCCUUAAGAAUGGAUAGGUUUGAUCUUCUUGCAGUCCAUGGGACUCUCAAGAGUCUCCUCCAGCACCAUAAUUCAAAAGCAUCAAUUCUUCGGCGAUCAGCCUUCUUUAUGGUCCAGCUCUCACUUCCAUACAUCACUAUUGGAAAAACCAUAGCUUUAACUAUACGGACCUUUGUCGGCAAGCUACACAGCUGCAAAUGAAAUGUUUCAAAUGCGUUGUAAAGUGCAACAUACAAAUGUGACACUAGAUGGCGAGAGUGAGCUAUGCGAAAUUCAAUGUGUUUUUCAAAACUUUUUUUUUUGAAAAAAGCAUUUUCACAGCGUUUUUUAAUAUGUGUGUAGAUUCUACCCAGCUGUUUUUGGACUGCAGUUCCUAUCAGCCCUGACUUCUGGUCCUGCUAGCUGGUGAUGAUGUGAGUUGUAGUCCAAAAACAGCUGGAGACCCAAGAAAACAUUACUGUAGUUGUUCCUUUCUCAAGGUGUUUUCCACUGCGAGGUGUGACGCAGCCUGCCCCAACCUGGUGCCCUCCAUAUGUUGGCAGACUACAAUGCCCAUCAUACCUGAGCACUGACCGCAGUGACAGGCUGCUGGGAGUUGUAGUCCGAAACCUCUGGAAGGUACUAGGUUGGUGAACUGCAGGUGACAUCAGAUAUUUUCAUAUCUUCUUUAUGGGCUGCUUUAAGAGCUGCAGGGAGAUAUCAGGUAUUUUCACAUUUUACCAAUAAAGGGCCAAAGGAAUUGAUUUCCUAAAUAGAAUUAGAAACAAAAUUGUUUAAACAUAAUGUGCUGGCUAAAAUAGAGAUGUAUAAUCAAGUCAGUCAGAACUCUGAUUGGCUUUCCAGGGCAAGACCACAAUUUAUUUCCUCUCCCUCCUUUCCAAAAUUGCUGUUGGGUAUAGUUCCUACUCAUAAUUAGGGCACUUUUUCAUGUUUUAAAAGCUAAUGGGCAUAUAAUUAAACUAAAGAUUUUAAUAAACGAAGAAGAGAAGACUGACGAUGUAUCAGGUGUCAGGAGUGGGAUAAUAUUCAACUGCCUAUUUGUCAGAACAGCACCUCUGUACACUUCAGGUAAAGAGAGAGCCUUAGGGCUCUGGACCCUGAACAAAUAUAAUAUUUUUAUUUUUUAAAAAUUAAUAAAUUGAAAAUUUUCAACCCUGUUGUAAAGUGGCCUGAAAUAAUUCCUACAUUGUCAACCACUGGGCAGGAGUUAAUCCUGUACAGUAAUCUAGAACUGUGUGUGAAAAAAUAACAAAUAACAAUACACUGAGUCUAAUCGGAAGUCAAAUGUGUUUAUUUUCUUCUUUUAAUUCUUUCUUUCUUUUUCUUUUUUCUUUUCCUCUCUUUCCUCUCUUCUUUUCUCACCUUCUUUUGGUCUUUUUCUUUUUGAUUUGCUAAGAAAGAGAUAAAGAGAUAUAAGUUAAAUAUGAAAAUUUGCAUAAAUUGAUGUUUUGUAAUUUGUCAACUAUUGUUAAAGAUGGUCAGUUGUAAUGAACUGACAUAUUAGUUAUUGUGGAUUUUUUUUAAUUGUUGAACCUCAAUCUCAAAUAAAAGUUAUUUUAAGCUUUUAAGAAAAAGGAGUAAAUCCUACUGAAAUUUGGUUGGCCGAAUGCUACACAUGUUCCUCUUUCUCUUUCUAGGUUAGCUGCCCAAAGAACAAAAUACCUGAAGGACAAAAUGGAAGAAACAAAGUGUUAUAAGAGAGCACUGGACACGCAGGUAAAAAUGAGGGAUGGCAGUUAACAGCGCAGCCCCCCAGGUGUGUUUAUUCAGAAGGGAAUCAGUGGGGCUUCCUCCAAGAUAAGUGGAUAUGGUGCUGCAGUCCUAUUGAAUGAACCGAAGCCCUAUUAUUAUUAUUAUUAUUAUUAUUAUUAUUAUUAUUAUUAUAUCAGGGUGAAUUUUAGGCUGUGGAGCUACAUAGAGGAGCUGACUGAUUGCCUCCUUUCAAAAAAACAUUAUGAAAAAGAAGCUUGGCUUCUCUAAUCUCAAGGUUGUGGGUUCGAGCCCCAUGUUGGGAAAAAAGAUUCCUGCAUUGCAGGGGGUUGGACUAGAUGACCCUCAGGGUCCCUUCCACCUCUAUGAUUCUAUGAUUUCCACUUGCGAUUCCCAGAAACUGGAAUUCAGAAGUAUACAGACUCUGAUAGGAGAGACUGAACUAUAGCCAUCAUGGCUACUAGCUAUUGAUAGCCUUAUCCUCCACAAAUUUGUCUAAUCUUCUUUUAAAGCCGUCUUGUAAAUCUGCUCUGUAGGGUUGGGACUUUAUAUACAUUAUUUACACAAUGGGUCCCACGUGAUUGGCUAGUUCCGGGAUUCACCUGUAGGCCAAUCAGGCUGCGGAUUCACUUCCACCUGGAGUUGGAUUGGGUGGCUCCUGCGGACCAAUCAGACUGCUGCAUUCUGGAUCCCAUUGUUCUAGGACCAAUCAGACUGCUGCAAUUUGGAUCCUAUUCAACUCAGUACAUAACACCAAACAUCCCACACUCUCUCAACCGUUCCUCAUAAGGCUUGGUUUGCCUUAUCCACACGUUCUGUCUUCACACGUGGUAUAGAUCACAGUGUACGGGGCUUCGUAGUUCCCCUAGACCUGUUUCCGCUUCCUUAUGAAAGAAGCAGGCGUAAGAGGAAAGAGUAAGGCUCAUUUUUCGCCCUCCUGAAUUUGGACCCAGAUAAAGAUGAGGCCAGCUCCAUUGCCGCAGUACGAGCCUGAUUCGGCCGGGGUCAUCUUUGGGAAGAACGACAUGAAUAACGAAAGAAUGGGAGAAGAAAAGAAGCGCUGCCAGGAAUAUUCCAAAUGCCAGCUGCAGGCGGCUGCGGAACGCAAGCGGGCAGCCAUCCUCAGAGACCUGAUCGAUCAGCGGAGAGCAGCAGUGAUGCUUCAGAGAGCGAAGGAACAGUAAGAACACAAAAUGGUCGUGCUACGGUUUCCCCAGUAGAUAUGCAGAACCGGGCCAGUCUUACUGUUGUAAUGAUUAUCCACAGCAUUUUUAUCCUGCCCCAAAAAGGCUCCCAGGAAUCAGUAAUAAGAAAGUCUCUGCCCUUGGGCUUACAGUCUAAAAGACACAACACGAAAGGAAAUGGGUUGGGAAGAAAUAAUGCAAACUUGGGCAUUAUUUCUUAGCUGCAAAGUUCUUGUAAUUAGGCAGUGGGAGGGUGAAUCCUUCAGGCAGCAGACUUCUGGGUUUCCGGAAAGGUCAACAAGUUGCUUAAAAAAUAUAUAUAUAUUAUCAUCAUCAUUUUUGUUCCCCAAGUAAUGUUCUUGUGGAAUUUUCUGCACUGGGUGCCGCAAUAACUUGACUAGCCUUGGGUAUCAUGCACUUUGCUUGGGGAUAGGGGAGGAAUCCUGCAAACUCAGAUUCCUAAUUGUACUUGCCUUAUUUGACUGGAUCAGGUCUCGAGAUCACUGCCAAAUCUACAUUCCUUUACAAUGCCGCCCAGUCUUGCUCCUUCCAGUUUUGCUCCUCAGCUUAAUCUUCCUGAAGACGAUGGAAGUUGCAGUCCAACAAUAUCUGGGGACCCAUAGCUGAAGAACAAUGGUCUAGGUCUAGAUAAUAUUGAGGUAGAUGGACCAAUGAGCUGACUAGGUGUAAAGCAAGUUUCCUACACGGUGACAGAUUUACGUAUAAGCUAAACAAGCUAUAGCUUAGGCCCCCACUCUCUUGAAGGCCCCAAUUUUUUUAAAAUACAAAACAAAACUGGAUGUACAUUUCCAAAAUAUAAGAUAAAAUACAAAUAGAAUAAAAGCUACAUACAGCAACAGUGUUUUGUGUUGUGUAGGCUCCUAUGAUGUAAGUCAUGGGCUCCGCCUGCUAGCCUGCUCCCUAAAAUAUCACUGGUUUGCUCAUUUCUAUAUAUAGGGUGUGGGACACAGGUGGCGCUGUGCGUUAAACCAUGGUGCUGCUUGGGCUUGCCGAUUGAAAGCUCGGCAGUUCGAAUCCCCAUGACAGGAUGAGCUCCCGUUGUUCAGUCCCAGCUCCUGCCAACCUAGCAAUUCAAAAACACGCAGUGCAAGUAGAUAAAUAGGUACCACUCCGGCAGGAAGGUAAACGGCGUUUCCGUGCGCUGCUCUGGUUCGCCAGAAGUGGCUUAGUCAUGCUGGCCACAUGACCCGGAAAAACUGUCUGCGGAAGUGGACAAAUGCCAGCCCUGUAAAGCGAGAUGAGCGCCGCAACCCCAGAGUCGUUCGCAACUGGACUUAAUUGUCAGGGGUCCCUUUACCUUUACCUAUAUAUAGGGUGCCUACAUUCUGCAUGGACUGGUUGCAUGGCAACAUGUGGUAAUGGCUUUAGAUACCCAUUAGGUCCAUAAAUUAAAGGUAAAGGGACCCCUGACCAUUAGGUCCAGUCGUGACCGACUCUGGGGUUGCAGCGCUCGCUUUAUUGGCCGAGGGAGCCAGCGUACAGCUUCCGGCUCAUGUGGUCAGCAUGGCUAAGCCACUUCUGGCGAACCAGAGCAGCUCAGGCAAACGCCGUUUACCUUCCCGCCAGAGUGGUACCUAUUUAUCUACUUGCACAUUGACAUGCUAUCAAACUGCUAGGUUGGCAGGAGCAGGGACCGAGCAAUGGGAGCUCACCCCAUCGUGGGGAUCUGAACCGCCGACCUUCCGAUCGGCAAGUCCUAGGCUCUGUGGUUUAACCCACAACGCCACCCGCGUACCUGCGCCACCCACAUCCAUAAAUUACGAUAUAGCAUAUAUUCAACACAAAAAACAGUGACAAUUGGUUGUUGACGAAGGACAGCUGGACAUAGAACCAUUACCUUCAGUAGCUUAGGGCCUCAUCAAACCUAAAUCCGGCCCUAUGUACACCCCUAAUGGUUUUUUGGAGGGGAAGCCUGUGUGUGCUCUUAUUGCAACCUAUUGCAAAUGUGCAUUGUUAGUUUUCCGGGUUUGCACUAUUUAUUCUAUUGGGGGGAACAGAGCAAUGAUCUGAAAGGAGCCAGGAUCUGACUCUCCCUCCCACCCCCAACGCUGCAUUUUCUAGGUUGAUGGCUGAAAAAGGAGAGAGGCUAGAGAAGAUAUUCCAGAUGAACUUAGCCGUGCAGGAGGACUGGAAGAAGAGUGCUGGGAUGAGGAGGCAGCGGGAUUACGAAGAGCAGAUCUUUAGACGGUAAAGUUCAGCUGACGGCCAAACUCGCCAGCCCCUUCCUUUUUUUAAAAAAAAUGAUAUUUAUUGAGAGUUUUAAGAUUACAGAGAAAAAAGAAGGAAAAAACAAGAGAAAGAGAAAAAGAAAGAAAAAAAAGUAGAUAAAAGUAACAAUUAAACAAUACAAAUCAGUAAUAACCAAAGUCAAAAAGAAAAAACAAAACACACAAUACAUCAAAAUCAAAAAACAGAAAUAAACAAAAAAUUUAAAAACAGAUCCAAUAUUCCCAGAUCCUUAACUGUCAUUACCUUAUUUCAUCGACCUCCUCACACCUCCCUUUUUUGUAUUCUAGUUGUUAAUUAUCUCAGCAAACCCUUUCCAUCUUUCACAAUAUUCUGUCCUUAAAUUACCUUAAUCUAUUUUAACCUUAUCUUACCAUAAAAACCCUAAAACUUAAAACUUAAAUCUUAUUUAUACCAGAUUCUCUUAACCAUAACAUAUUCUUACAUAAUUCUUUUUAACAUUUCUGCUAAAGCCAAAUAAUUUCAUUCCAACAUUUUUCUAAUACUCAUUAAUUUUACGACACUUUUCUAAAAGAAUUUUUAAAACUUUCUUCCAAUCUUCAUCCAUCGUCUCUUCUUCCUGGUCUCGGGUUUUGUCAGUCCUUUCUAUCCCAUCCAUCUAGUCCAUCAACCUGGUGACCUUAUGUCCGAGGCUCUUAAGUCUCUUCCAUGUCCCUUCCGCAGGUCUUCUUCAUAUUUAUACCUGUACUUUACUUUGUCUUCUGCUCCUUUCACUCGGGGAGACUCCAGCUUGACAAUAUUUUUGUCCCUUCUCGACAAGUCAGCCCCUUUUCCAUAGUCAACACUGAAAUCCAUGUGGUAUUUAAAGGCAUGUUUCAAGGUCCCUCCAAAGUCAAAGGCCCCCACAACUCCGAGCUCUCCCCGGCCCAAAGCCAGACUUGGGUCAAAACAUCCCUAUCUAUCCAGCCCCCCACCUCCAAGCCAAACUGGACUCCAUCUCUCCAAAUCUGACUUUUUCCAGGUUCGUUCGUCGAAUCCAACCACUCAUAUUCCUGCUGGGCCACAGCUCCCUCCAUCUCUGCCACCCAAGGUCCAGAAACAACCUCCUCCCUCAUCUGAUCUGUCAAAGCACAUUCCUGGAUUAAUUCCUGAGUGGGUUCUAUGUAGGUACCCACUGCCUGUCCAAAAUUUCCGAUCGCAACAGUCAUCAAAUCCAUCUUCUCAUGUAACUGUUCCAAUAAAGCACUUGUCUUGCAAAAGGCAAGCACCAGAGCCUCCGAGUACAUUCUUGUUCAAGGUCGAAGUCUGGUCCCACGAUCUUAAUCUAUUGCAGCUGCAAAGCUCCCCAGUUCGGUUUUAAUAACAGUUUCACAAGCUCCCUCUAGGGGAAACAAUUUCUAUUUGUAUCCAUCUUUUUUUUUUCUUUUAAAAGCAGAUCUAGCAACAAAGUUUUCCUUUUUCAGAUAUUUUGUCAAUAUUUUGUUCCUUUUAAAUGCGAAGGGGAACAAUGGAAUCAAUAUGUUUCUCAUCUUUUAACUAUCUGUCAAAAACGUUUGUCCAUAGUCAAUGAACUUCCCCAGAACGUCUGUCCUGACACCCUGUUCCCAGGUUCAAGACGGUGGAAAAUUGCCUUUCUUUACUCUCUCUUCUGCAGGUUUAAACAGUCUAAAAAAGGUUCCCCCCUCUUCUCCUGCUUCCAAGGGGGGUUCAGUACUUUUAAAUGAUGAAAAUUUGCUCCUUUACAGACGACUUUCUAAACUCUAGCUUGCCGUGUCUUUGCUUCAAUCUAUCUACAAAAGCGGAAGGCGGACUUCCUGUUUAGACCUUCCCGCUUCAGUGCCAAAUUUAAAAAAAAUUCUUAAUCCAAUUUUCCGUUCUACUCGCGGGCAGUUGUUUAAAAUCCAAUUGUCCACAGGAAAAAGUCAGCGCUCUCCGGCAACAGCAAUGCGGCUUCUCUUCGUGAAAGAAGCAGUCGAUUCAAAGCACCGCGCCACUCACCCCACGUCGCUCCGGAUCCCCGAAACUGGGUUUCCCCGCGAGUAGGGGGGGGCGCAAAGGUGCCAGCUGAAUCCCACAUCCACAGGCUUCUCCCGCCUGUGGUUUUUAAUGGGUCUCCGCCUCGCCGUGGCGGUUCAGACCCUGUUUUCCACGGAGCGGAUUCCUCCCGAUCGGAGGAAAUCCGCCAUUGCCAGAGGCACCAACCCGGAAGUUCCUAUUCAUCUGUUAUCUGUCUUCCCAGCUAAUACUCCUCUUUCAAUUUCUUUAUUUAUACAAGCGUUAAUAAACUGCCAACUCAUGAAAAAUAUUCUGACUGUGUAUACAAUUAAAUGAACAUAAUAAAACACAGAAGCAAUGGCCAACACUCAAUCAAAUUAAUUCCAUUAUAAUGCCAGCCCCUUCCUUGCCUCUCUCUUGGCUGGGCCAGAGUGCUGCCGCUAAGCUGCCAUCCAAAUGGCAGUGGCGUCUUGGCACUCUGUGGGUGAAGAAAGGGGAGUAGCUGAGUCCCACCAUCUCCCUAGUGCUAGGUUCUCUCUUCCUGGCAUUGGUCACCCUCCCAAAAUGACCAGGCUCAGUUUCAUCCAAGAAGAGACAGUCCCAUUGCAUCACGCAGGACUGGGAAUCCUGGGUGAUGACACAGCAUCUCUCCCUGUCCCUGCCCAUCAAAAUUGCUUUCCAUGGGGACAGGACAGUGGUGGCAGCCUAGGUGGAAGAAUGUGUAGACAUCACUGCUGUAACUGAAAAUCUGUUUGUGUGUCUUGGCCUGUUGUAAGAGGAUGUGGAGGAUAUCAGCUGUGAUUAGACAUGAUUAGGCCCCAAGCAAAAUUACUCCCCUUCACAUUCAUCUUUUCCAGUUGCAAAUACAGUGGUACCUCAGGUUACAGAUGCUUCAGGUUACAGACUCCGCUAACCCAGAAAUAGUACCUCGGGUUAAGAACUUUGCUUCAGGAUGAGAACAGAAAUUGUGCUCCGGCGGUGCAGUGGCAGCAGGAGGCCCUAUUAGCUAAAGUGGUGCUUCAGAUUAAGAACAGUUUCAGGUUAAGAACAGACCUCCGGAACGAAUUAAGUACUUAACCCGAGGUACCACUGUAUACGUAUCAAGUCCCAACGACUUUAUUUUGGAGGGGAGAUGAUGUUCUAGAAAAUGUCAGCUCUGUGUUUGAAAUGGGGGUGUGCAACCUUCCUUUAAAGUCUCGUGACAUCACUUGCAGCUGAUAGUAGUAGUAGUAGUAGUAACAACAACAACAACAACAACAACAACAACAACAACAACAACAAUUGAUGUUGCCCCAGCAACUCUGGGCGGCUUCCAACAGUUAAAAAUACAUUAAAAGGUUAAAAAUAUAUUAUAAUUGCCUGUUGCCUUCCUGAAGCUUGUCUUGACCCAUGUGAUUUUUAUUCACCACCUGUCAAUGUGUCAGCAGCACGUGAUAAUUCUCAGCUGAUGGCAUAACAUCCCAUUUUUACUUCCAGAAGGUCCACCCCAGCUCUUCUGUGGCCACUCAGAGUGGCUGGGGCAAAACAACUUCUUCUUCUUCUUCUUCUUCUUCUUCUUCUUCUUCUUCUUCUUCUUCUUCUUCUUCUAUCAAUUGUGGCAAUGUCCUGACACACUAAAUGUGUCAUCAUGCAUCAAAUAAAUAAUAGCAACCAUUAAUUUUGCAAAAUGGAAAGAUCUUUGAAAGGGUGGGGUUUUUUUAGCUUAAGAUUGGAACAAGGAAACAAUUGGCAUAGCACUAACCAAUUUGAAGUCACAGGCAACAUAUCCCUGACAUUCCCAGAAGCUGGGGGAAAGUUGAUGCCUUGAUUGUGAGCAUCCUCUGAUGAAGAUAAACACAUACAUUAAAAAUGUUGUUAUUUAUGUUCCAAUGUGGUUCAGAAGACCCUUCAGAGUGGUGGUUUACAGUACGUAAAAUGUGUGGCUAGCCUGUGGCACUCCAGAUGUUGUUGCACUGCAGCUCCCAUCAUUCCUGACCAUGUUGAUGGGAAUUGGAGUCUACAGUUCAGCCGCCCUGGUGAAAAAUCGUAACAGCAUCAUUGCUAUUCUGAGCUGCCUUAUACUGAGACAGGUGUUGGCUUGUUUAGCCAACGAUGGUCUAUGGCAGUGAUGGCCAAGCUCCAGCUGUUUUGGGACUACAACUUCCAUCAUCCCUAGUGGUCAGGGAUGAUGGGAAUUGUAGUCCCCAAACAGCUGGAGAGCCAAGUUUGGCCAUCACUGGUCUGUGCUGAAUACCAACAGCUCUCAAGGUAUAUGAUGAGGGGACAAUUUCAAGGCUGAAAUUGGUGAGGUGCAGGGUGGGAGGUCUCUGUAGGUGCCCCCAUUGACAAACCCCUUCUAUAAACAGGAAACAUUUCUGAUGAGGUGCAGCAAGGUUUGAGGACAAGGGGCUGGCUGGCAUAUCCCGUUCGGGGAGCCCGUUGCUUUUGCUAAACUCUGUCCCCUUUCCAUUACAGCGCUGGCGACAAACUCCUGCUGCUUGACCAGUGCGCGAGGUAUCGCCGCUGCUACCAGUGUAAGAGGCGCAUGAGCAACUGCGGGGAAGCAAAUGUUUUGGUGGACAGCAAAUACAUCCCUGGAUCCCGGUUGGUAGUUUGAAGCAAGUUCGCUGCUUUGUUUCUUCCCUCUCCCUCUUUCAUCUCGCAAUUUUUUUAAUCAUUCUUUUUUUUUAAAAAAAGAAAGAAAUCCGAUCGUGCUGAUGUGCUUGAUUUGAUUCCCGCAGCUCUGUGCAAUGCAUUCUCCCUGUUUCUGCUGCUUUCUGGCUCAAGAUUCUUGUUCCCCUAGCUUC